AUGUUGCGCUCAGCAUCUUCAGCAGUCAAGACUGCGGCUCAGACCCGCUCAGCAUCGCAUGCUCGACUUCUUUCUUCGUCCGCUGUUCGAUUGCGCAGUGAUGACUCCAAGGCCACACCGCCACCACGCAGCACCACCAGUGCUAGUCUUAGCCACCCCACAACUUCCUCCUCUUCAGUUUCGACAGCAUCGACCACCAAACCAGUCCAAAUCUCAUACAACCCUCCCAACAAAGGCACAACAGGCGGUGGGUCCAUCACUCUCAAUCUCCCACCGCAACUAGUCCAAGCCAUGUCACGCAAGAAAACAGGCGCUCCCACCAAGACCUCUUCCGCACGCGCCAAAGCUCAAGCUUCGAAAGCGCUUCGACAGACAUUACCCGAACCCACCACGGGAGAAGUAUAUGCUUGGGCUACCGCUCAUUCCUAUUCCUUCUCAGAGUUGGUCAUGUCAGGGAGAUUGCCGCCGAACUAUCAGAUCUUUGAGGAUAAUGAAGUGAUUCAUAUCCCGCAGUGGCCUGUUCCUUCAACGCCUGGCUCAACAUCCAAAGUCAAUGACCAUGCGGCCGCAGGCUCGUCGUUGGGUAGGGGAGAGGUGUUUAUUUUCAGAUCGGGAUCGUAUGUUACUUGGGGUCUGGAUGAGGAGCAGAGUCAACGGUUCUUGAGGAAUGUCAUUCAGGGUAGAGAUCUUCAGUAUCAGGUGGAAGUGGGAAGAUACCCGCAGAUUGGUGAUGAGGCCAUGGAUUAUCUCUAUGCUUCAUCACAGUUGACACGAGCCCAGGGUGAUAUUAUUGUCAUUGGUCAACCACCGAAGACUUUCGACGCUGAAGCCGAAUCCUCUUCUGAAGAAGCGACUCCAGUAGAAGAGACCGAAUCAUGCGAAGGAACCCCUUCCACCACUACUUCCCAAAAUCCCUCGCCUGAUGCAACUUCCUCAACCCCCUCCUCUGGCGCCGCUCCAUCAACCCCAUACACAUCAUUCGGCACAGAAUGGACCCCCACCCUAGCCCGUCUCGCCUUCUCCCAAGGUCUCGCUCGCUCCGCCCGUCUCUCAGUCCAAGAAUCCGCCCUAUCCCGCUUCCUUUCCACCAUAUCCACCAUCCCUGCACAACUCGAAACCUCUGGCUCAGUCCCUCUCUCCCGCACCUCGACAAUCAAACACAUGGGCACACUCCUUCGUCUCCGCCAAACCGCCAACCUGGACCGCGACAAUUUCUAUGACGAACCAGAAGUAUACUGGGAAAACUCCAAGAUGGAAGAUCACUAUCGCUCCAUUUGCGCCAAUCUCGAUAUCGGUCAAAGGUUCGAAACAUUGAAUGGGAAAUUGGAUCAUUGUGAGAAUCUGCUAGGGGUAGUGAGGGCAUUGUUGACGGAGAAAACGACACAUAGGAUGGAGUUGAUUAUCAUCGGAUUGAUUGCCUUUGAGGCUGGGUUGGCGUUACUGGGGCAUGGUUGGGUUCCAACGCCCGGCAAUGUCAAGGGUUGGUGGCGGGAUAUUAAGGAUUACUUUGCUCCAGCAGUGGAGGGGUUGGAGAAGGUAGAAGAAGGGUUGGAGACGACGUUGGAUCCCGAUCUGGUUCAGAGAACUUCGGACGCCACUCCUCAUCUGGUCUAG
Messenger RNA from Ustilago hordei, 1614 nucleotides. RefSeq lists its product as uncharacterized. The record is from RefSeq and is a predicted model, not a curated record. Lineage: Eukaryota; Fungi; Basidiomycota; Ustilaginomycetes; Ustilaginales; Ustilaginaceae. Gene Ontology annotation, biological process: positive regulation of mitochondrial translation. The transcript has a single exon. Bases 1 to 1614 code for a protein of 537 amino acids.